GGAGUUUCGCCGUUUAUUUCUCUUUGGUCUGUCAAUCGCGAUUCAGAACAAAUUCCGAAAGGAACGAGUGUGAGUAUGGUCAGUCCUCAGGGAGGGACCCUGGGGUCGACUCAGACGGGGGAGGGCGCCACUGACAAAGAAAACUUCCUGUUGACAAGAGAUCGUCUCUUGCCUUGAAAGUUUCCUCAGAGACAACUGCUUCUCUCGUUGUACCAGCUGCUUUAGGAACUCUUCAUCAGCGCCCGAAAGGUGUAUCUCUUUGCCGCUUCUUUUGGGCAGUGACGCUCCGUCAGUCCACGUUUGCGUUUGGAGUUUCCUUCUCGCUUCCGCGCCUUGCCCCCCUCGUCUCGUCGGCGUCGGAGGCGCUGCGCUUCUUCUCUCGAAUUUAAAUCGCUGAGAAGCACAGUCCAGGAGACGGCGUUUCGAGCCAACUUUCGUCGGAAGGCGAUAACGGCGGUUCUUUUCUCUCUCCGAGACAAGAUGUUUCUUUCACGGUGGCUUUCAGCCAUCACCUACAAAAUGCGAGUGCCGUAUGGAGUGAAGCAGAGUGACCAAUAUCGCCAGGCGAAGAAGCAGACAAAGCUCGCGGCAAAGAACGCCCGAAAAAUGAAGGAGAGCAAAGGACUGCUGCUGGAGGGGAAGAAGACUGCGCUGUGCAUGAACUUGAUGCAGAACACAGGCAUUGCUUGGUACCGAAGUCUGCAAGUCUGCAAGCAUCUCGAGAUGCACCGAAGGGCGCCGGUUCCACGCGUCACGGCAGGCUUCAGAGAGAAAGUGACUCAAGCUGUCGCCGUCGUCAAGCUGGGAAGAUGAAAGGCUCGGCGACACAAAACAGAAACUCGGCCAGAGAUAAACCGAGCCAAAGCAGAAACAAAUUCUGAGAGAACGGAAGAGAGAAGAAGAAAAAGAGAGAAGAAGAAGAAGAAGAAGAAGAAAGAGAGCAAGGGUCACCGGGGCGGGAGACCUUCAGUUCGAAAUGGGAGGUCCGGGAGAACGCAACGAAGGAACUUUUUUUUUUCGUUUCUCUUUGCCUCCUUCUGUCACUCUUUUUGUGUCUCUUCCUUUCUCACUCUUUUUCUUUCUCACUCUUUUUCUUUCUCGCUCUCUUGCUUUCUCGCUCUCUUUCUUUCUCGCUCUCUUUCUUUCUCGCUCUCCUUCUUUCUCGCUCUCUUUCUUUCUCGCUCUCCUUCUUUCUCGCUCUCUUCCUCUGUG
Molecule: messenger RNA, 1212 nt
Organism: Toxoplasma gondii ME49
Lineage: Eukaryota; Apicomplexa; Conoidasida; Eucoccidiorida; Sarcocystidae
Exons: 3
Coding region: 481-813 (110 amino acids)
Source: RefSeq, a predicted model, not a curated record